This is a messenger RNA of Drosophila novamexicana, 506 nucleotides long. Its product is annotated as retinin. The transcript is spliced from 2 exons. The record is from RefSeq and is a predicted model, not a curated record. The coding region runs from base 56 to 397 and encodes 113 amino acids. Lineage: Eukaryota; Metazoa; Arthropoda; Insecta; Diptera; Drosophilidae.
ACAGUACAUUUCUAUAGCAAAUAGCUAGCGCUAAGUAACGCAAGGAUUAGCAAAAAUGUUCAAAUUGGUGGUGUUGUCUGCUCUGCUCGCUGUGGCCGCUGCCCGUCCAGGCUAUCUGGAGGCAGGUCCACUGCUGCAUACUAGCUAUGCUGCACCAGCGAUUAUCCAUGAGCCCGCGCUGGCCAGUGUGGGGCACAUUGUGAAGAGCAUACCGACGUCGGUGUCGCAUCAGAGUAUCAGCCAGGUGCACAGCUCGGCGCACAUUGUGCAGCCGAUUCUGGCACCCGUUGUGAAGACCUAUGCGGCGCCCAUCAUCAAGACCUAUGCCGCUCCAGCUCUGCACACCAGCUACCUGUCGCCUUCGUGGGCCUCUCACGGCUGGGCCUCCUCCUGGUAGGCCUCCUCCAACUCGGCGCCGUUUCAUCAUCAUUGGGCGGCUCUGAGCGGAGCUGCUCGAGAUUUUUUAUACCCUUUCUGCAUUUUGUUCUCUUUUUUGACCCUUUUGA